UUUAUCACCAUCGCCCUCUCGUGGUUCUCACAGGAGUUUCACCUUCACGAGCCAUAAUGGUGCUCAGAUGGGGAAUCUGCAGCGCAGGAAAAAUCAGUCAUGACUUUACAGUGGCACUGAAGACUCUUUCACCUGAACACCACCAGGUGGUUGCUGUGGCCGCGCGUGACCUAAAACGCGCUCAGGAGUUCGCGCAAAAGCACAAAAUCGCCCGGGCUUACGGCAGCUAUGAAGAUCUGGCCAAAGAUCAGGAGAUCGAUGUGGUGUAUGUUGGCAGCAUCCACCCUCAUCAUCUGUCUCUGGGUGUUUUAUUCAUGAACGCAGGGAAGAACAUACUGUGUGAAAAACCACUAGCUAUGAAUCUGAGAGAAGUUAAGGAGCUGAUCGCCACAGCGAAGCAUAAUGAUGUUUUCCUAAUGGAGGCUGUUUGGACGAGAUUCUUUCCGGCAUCAAUGGAGAUCAGUCGACUGCUGUCCCAGAAUGAGAUCGGGGAGGUGAAGGUGGUGCGUGCAGAUUUCGGUGUGAAUCUCAUGAAUACUCCACGCUCCGUACAGAAGGAGAUGGGAGGAGGCGCUCUGCUCGACAUCGGCAUCUACUGCCUGCAGUUUGUACUGAUGGUGUACAACGGAGAGAAACCUGAGUCUGUCCAAGCAACUGGGUUUUGUCUGGAUACAGGUGUGGAUGAAGGAAUGAUUGUCACGCUGAAGUUUUCUGGACACAGAAUGGCCGUGUGUACCUGUACAAUCGCCGCAGAGCUUCCAAAUGAUGUUCUCAUCGUCGGUACCAAAGGCACAGUCAAGAUUCCCAGACACAUGUGGUGCCCGACGUCUUUGAUUGUAAACGGUGUGGAGAGUCAUUAUCCUGUUCCUGAACCUGAGCUGCCUCUGAACUUUAUGAACAGUACAGGCAUGCGGUACGAAGCAGAGGAGGUCAGACGCUGUUUACUCCAAGGUCUGAAGGAGAGUUCACGUAUGUCUCACGCAGAUUCUGCUUUGCUGGCUGAGAUCAUGGAUGAGGCCAGGAGGCAAGUGGGCGUGGUCUACAGUCAAGAUAGCCAAUGAGAUUUCAUUCCUGCAGCAUUUCAAACUACGGUUUACAUAGAGAUUGAACGUCUCGCUUUAAGACGUCAGAAAACCUCUUGUAAGAUCUCCGUCAUGUGAAUUAUUGAGUGACAGUAACAUCUUGUGCCUUUAACUGGAUUGUGAUGGUGUCUUAUUAACUUUAUGCAAAUAAAUUGAUCACAUUGCAGUAAA
Molecule: messenger RNA, 1253 nt
Organism: Misgurnus anguillicaudatus (oriental weatherfish)
Lineage: Eukaryota; Metazoa; Chordata; Actinopteri; Cypriniformes; Cobitidae
Gene: dhdh.2
Product: dihydrodiol dehydrogenase, tandem duplicate 2
Molecular function (GO): nucleotide binding
Source: RefSeq, a predicted model, not a curated record